GCUAAGCCACGUUUUACACCCGACCAGGACCUUCUACUGAGCGGUCCUCCUGGGGAAGCUGCAGCCUGCCGGCAUGGCUCAGGAAUUUGUUAACGGCAAGAUCCAGCCUGGCAAGGUGGUCGUGUUCAUCAAGCCUACCUGCCCCUACUGCCAGAAGACGCAGGAAAUCCUCAGGCAACUGCCUUUCAAACAAGGGCUCCUGGAAUUUGUGGAUAUCACAGCCACCAACAACACCAAUGAGAUUCAAGAUUAUUUACAGCAGCUCACCGGAGCGAGAACAGUCCCUCGGGUCUUCAUUGGCAAAGACUGUAUAGGUGGAUGCAAUGAUCUCAUCGCCAUGCAGCAGAAUGGGGAACUGAUGACCCGGCUGAAGCAGAUCGGAGCUCUGCAGUAACGGAAGGGAAGCAGACUCCCUGCUGACAGCAGCUGUCCGGCCGAACUGACGCCAGUGCCAAUGCCAAGAACUGAUAUGCACCACAAACACGGCAAUAUUUCCUGGUGACUGGGAUUUUGAACAAAAACAGCUUUUAUUUCUUUUUUUCUCAGUGCUAAAAACGAUUACAAUUUCCUUUUAACCCUGCAGCCAAAAAAAUUUAGCAGACCACACUAGUUAAAUCAUGAAUUCUUCACGUGCCGUCAUGUCUCUACCUCUAAGCCUUCUCAGCCAAGUUUAUACAAACCUCCAGUGAAUCUGUUCCUGGUUCUCUGCUAGUAUUGGUCCAUUGAAAUAAUUCUGUAAAACCUGGCUUUAUAAAGGCUUUAUUAAACCAAUGACUAUUGUGAACUUGUUUUCAUGUCCCAUACAUGCAUCUCCUCCCCAUCCCCAACUCCCUUCUUCAGCCGUCACUGCUCAAUCUUGCCCUCUUCCAGAACUCACAGAAGGUAGUGCACAUUGUACAAGGAUGCUCUUUGAGAAAUCAGAUGAAGAAGCUAUGACCACACUAUCAGACUGCAGAGCAAAGGGCGCCGUCAGCACUGUCUGUAAAGAUGAUUGCCCAGAAAACCCCAAGUAGCUGGUUGUUGGUCUGAGUUAGACUACCAGCAAAAUUAAAUAUGAAAUGCAAAUUGCAAAACAUUGCUUCCAAGAAUGUCUGUAAAAAAGAAAAAAAAAAAGAAUGUCUGUGCAGUCAUUUUCAAAA
Molecule: messenger RNA, 1139 nt
Organism: Alexandromys fortis (reed vole)
Lineage: Eukaryota; Metazoa; Chordata; Mammalia; Rodentia; Cricetidae
Gene: Glrx
Product: glutaredoxin
Exons: 3
Coding region: 74-394 (106 amino acids)
Cellular component (GO): mitochondrion
Molecular function (GO): glutathione disulfide oxidoreductase activity
Source: RefSeq, a predicted model, not a curated record